CUAGUAUCAAGGUUUAGUUAUCAGUGCUCAUUCCAGGCUUUAGUGAUCCAUCCCAAGUGAUUCUUCAAAGCAAAAAUGAAUCGAGUAAUCUUCGGAAUUGCUGCGGGAGUGUCUGCCUUAACGGUUUUCCAUUGGUAUACGGCCCGAAAGCGCGAAGUUAUUUCUUCUGCUGAAGUUGACAGUUUGAACGGGAGAAGUUCUGUCAAUCCCCAUGUCUUGUCCGUCGACAUCGGUGAAGAAUCUUCGACUUCGGGAAACGUUCCAACUGGAGACCGUGAAAAUGAGGUUGCCCUGCUCAAGAAGGAAAUGUUGAGACUGGAAAAGGAAAGAGACGAAUUCGCUUUGCAAACGCAAAAAUUAUCCGAACAACUUUUGGAAGAGACAUCCCAACGCGAGUAUCUGGAAGCGAAGAGCUCGUACCUUCAGGUGGAAAUCGAUAUUAAAGCACGACUUUUCGAAAAUGAUCUUGAUGAUCUUCGAGCCGCCAAUCGUGAAGCGAUGAUUGCAAUGCAUGAUGAUUUCUCCAAACAAAAUGUGGCAUUGCAGUUGGAUAAUGCUCGUCUCCGUUGCCAAAACGAUUCGGUUUCGAACGAUCUGAUCAACGUUAGAGCUGAACGAGCCCAAGCUCUUUUGGAGAAUGCCACUCUUGCCGAAGAAGUCGGCGAUGUACAAUCCAAGUUGCAAGCAGCACUGAUCAACGUGCAAGACCUGAAAAAGGCAGCUGAUUCCAGCGAGAAGGAGCUAUUGCAAAUCCGUGCUGAACUGGUUACCAGCGCAGCAAGAAUUGCGGAACUAGAAUCAGUGAACCUUUGCCAGAGCAACAAGCUUGCGCAAUUGGAAAUGAUCGUCCAAGAACAGAGCAGAUCGACUCUCGUGACUUCGGAAUCGGAGGAACCUGAUGCUGCUCUCGAGAAUGAAACGUUGCCCGUAUUGCACGCUCGUGAUGAACAGACUGAGGUUGUUGACGAAUCUGCAAAGCCAUCUUCCCAAGAUGACGCGCAGGACGUCGCUACUCCUCCACUCGUGCAAGAGGCUGCUCCACGCCGUGAAAAGGUUGCUCGUGAACCACAAGUUCCCGUGUUUCCAUGUAUGGAUAUCCGCUUUAGGAAUCAAGAUAUUCAAGGAUAUACGAUCGUCAUGGAUUCGUCAGGUGAACUUCAGGAUACCAUCAGCCCAAAUCAACAACUCGCUGAGGAGUUGAAACCUGUGGCAUCACCACCAGCCAAACAGGAGGCACCAUCUAACGUGACGUCUUGUGCCUUUAAGGUCAUCAACGCAGUCGUUGAGCACGAACUAUCUGGAAGCUAUCAGCUGCUGAACAUUGCUUCGCAAUACUACGGCCAGAUUAUCGGCAAGGAAGGAAAACACGUCAAGGCAUUCCAGAAGUCGCAUGGCGUAAAGAUCAUGGUUACGCCUCCAAGAGGGCCUCACGGUCAAAUCCGAGUUACGAUUACACAAGGAAACAACGAAGGGCGCCGCACCGUGGCCAAGCAAAUUGUCGAAUCUCUACCCUCCCUCGUCGAGAUUCCUUUUGCGUCCUUAGGACGGCUUACACCCCAGCGAAAGAAGCAAUUGUGGACCCGCUACUUUGUGGAUAUCGUUGAAGACGAAUCGAGCAAGAAGUGCGUGUUGCGCGGAAAUUUAGGCAACUGUCUGCGCCUUUUCAAGGAGCAGAAAGUCUGA
Molecule: messenger RNA, 1683 nt
Organism: Daphnia carinata
Lineage: Eukaryota; Metazoa; Arthropoda; Branchiopoda; Diplostraca; Daphniidae
Exons: 1
Coding region: 76-1683 (535 amino acids)
Molecular function (GO): RNA binding
Source: RefSeq, a predicted model, not a curated record